GGGUGUGGGCUUACGUUUUAUCAAAACGUUAUGUAGACGUCACUUCAAUUCCAUUCCAUUCCCAGGCUAGUCUGUGUAAAUUUAAACAAAUAGGCUAUUUGAUAGAAGUAAUUCCAAAAAAUACGUCCGCAUAUUUCCUAAGUGAACAUAGCUACAACAUUUACUGAUUAACUCCUAGUUAUCUGGCUUGACGGUUUCGUGAUCGUGCACGGUCUGCCAUUGUGCAUUUUGGCGCUCGCUUUCUCGCACGGCGAGGCAAACAAGCAAGUCGUUUGGGGAGGGGAAACGAAAAGCCCAGCAACAGCGUCAAGAAAACGAACCAGUAAACCGCUAAAGCUAGCACGGGUUUUAUUUCAAACUUUCCAUUUCCAAGUUGGGACGUGCCCCUUGUUCACUCAUUUGAGGUACCGCUACCAAAUCAUGGGAAAGAAGACUCGUGAAAAUGAUGAUGAUGCCUCGGGCUCAUCUUCAGAAGAGGAAGAAUUUAUUGUGGAGAAGGUUCUGGACAGAAGGACGGUGAAGGGCCGAGUUGAAUUCUUCCUUAAGUGGAAAGGUUAUUCAGAAAAACACAACACAUGGGAGCCAGAGAAGAAUCUUGGCUGCCCCGAGCUCAUUGCUGAGUUUAUGAAGACUUACAAGAAGCCUAGCGGCGGUGCCACCCCCAGCAGCGGAGGAGCCAAGUCCAGUGCGGGAUCAUCAGGUCGUAGCAAGGAAGGCAGCAGCAAGAGGAGAAACUCUGACGAUGAUGAGGAGGGGAGCAGCAACAAGCCCAAACGGAAAAAAGAGGAUGACGUCCUGAUUGCGAGAGGCUUUGAGAGAGGUCUGGAACCAGAGAAGAUUAUUGGAGCCACAGACUCCUGUGGAGACCUCAUGUUCCUCAUGAAGUGGAAGGACUCUGAUGAGGCAGAUCUGGUGCUGGCCAAGGAGGCCAAUCACAAGUGCCCGCAGAUCGUCAUAGCUUUCUACGAAGAGCGCCUCACCUGGCAUGAAGACGGGGAUAAGAAGGAGAAGGGCACUGUGAGCAUGUAAGCAGGAAGUGUCGUCACAGGAAUGGUCACUGACCCCCCCCCCUGCAGGGAUGACCUGGAGACACUCAUAUAGCCAGUACCUAAUCGCACCCUAUUCCUCUCCUUGGCCUUAACACUUCUUUUUUUAUGAUAACCUUUUUCUUUUCUCUUUUAUGGCUUGGGUAGGUAGGUGUAAGUAGUGUAGUGGUAUAUUUUCCACCACAUUGCUUCUACCUUUACAGCUCUGACAACAGUGAAGAGUUAAGGCAACAUGGAGGAUUUGAGUGCGAUUUGGGACUGAAAGGACCCCACCCCCCCCCCCCCCCCCCCCCCCCUUGCUAAUGACCAUAACAAAAACCACACAAACCAACGAUGGACGACACUGCCCACUUCUUCAUGAUACCUCCCUCUGUGCCCCAGUGUACAGGUUAAUGUCCCUGAAUAACAAAGAGCCCAAUCUAGCCAUUUUACACACAAACUGAGAAGGAUGAGGGAAGACUGUGGGUUUUGGAGGUGGUGAAACAGGUUGGCUGCGCUCGCUACUGGGGACGGCUUGUCUUUCCUCUUGCUUUAUUCCCUUUCUGUAUUUUUGUGUAAGUACGAUUCUUGAUUCUGUGGUACCCUGUCUAGGUACUGGCAGCCAUCUUAAGGUGACUUGAAGGUAGUCGUCUUAACUAAUAGGUAACGUUAAAAUGGCCACGUCUAUCAAAGCAUGGUCCAGUGCCCAGUAUGAAAUUCCCGCCUACUUCCUGAAUCAUGUACUUGCAGUUUUUGAAUGCGAUUCAAGAGUAAAUCAUGAAAAAGUGUUGUGCAAGUCAGUUACGAACAAAUUCUUAUUUACAAUGACGGCCUACCCCGGCCAAACCCUAACACGGACGACGUUGGGCCAAUUGUGCGCCGCCACCCUACGCAUAUAUUUGUUUACGUGGAUUCAUUUACUUCUACCUUCAUGAAGGCCAUCAGUUCGGAGUAAAUGAAUCUACUAAUAUGAUUUUACAUGCAUCUUUAAGCCCUUUUUCAUGAAUUUGAUAUACUCUGGGAUUCCAUUCAAAAACGGCCUGGGACAUGAUCCAUAGCGGAAGUAGGGGGGACUUUCAUAAAGCAUUCACAAAUCGAGCGUCUCAGAGUAGGAGUGCUCAUCCACCUGUCCAUAUAUUCUUAUUCAUUGUUAUCUUAAAAGGUCAAAAAAAUAAAUAAACUGAUCCUAGAUCGGGCACUCUGGUGGAAACUUUGAAUGCGAGCCCUUGACGUGUUUGCCCUGGGAAGAUGACCGUCUUCCAAGUCUUAUCAAACCUCGACAAUAACAGUAGUUAUGCCGUAGAUAAAAUAGUUUUAUCGUACUCCGAUCACCUUGGUAGAAAAUCUCCCCUGCUUAUUUUUUUUGUUCAGUAGUUUUAGUCCACCUUUUGAUGUUUUAAGGUCAAUAUGGUCCCCUCUAAGUACUCCAUGUCUUGUUUUAUUUCUCCAAUUUUUCACUAGUACUGUGGCUGGACUAAGUUUUGAAUGACCUACAUUUUAAUAUUUGAACUCUUUUGUCCAUCGUCUUCUGUUAUGUAGCUGUUCUGCAGGUCAAGUAAUCAUGUAGCUCUGAUUCCAUUGCUAAGAUCAUGAACAUAUUUAGUCAGAGUAACUGCUUUUUCCUAACUUGAAAUUGGAUUCUUCCGAUGACCUUUUUUUUUUUUUUUGUAAGAAUUUUUUUUAAAAAUCAGACAAUUUUAUCACCACAACAAGCACAAUUAAGCAAAUAUUAGAUGCACAGACGGGCCACUUCAAAAGUUGUACCCAAUGUUUCAAGCCAUCUUUAUUUGCAAAUGUGAAUGAUAUUAUCACAGCAGUGCUGAAUUGGAACCCGGCCCUUAGAUCAGAAGUCAGUUGACAAUCAGCAUGCCACAUGCUCUGCAGUAGAAAGUGACACCAUACGAGCAUACGGAUUGAUUUGAUCAAGGUAUGCCACCCUGGGGCUAAAUGGCUCGGGCCGACGUGUCCUGCCCAGUCCCCUGAGUGAGAGAAUGGGAUAAGGCAGAUCGGGGCUUACCUCCAGACAGUGUUCCUUCUUGGGAAUGCUUAUCAAUCUAUUUGAAAAUUUUUAAGAUCCCUGUCAAUGAUUUUUGACUUAUUUUGAGUAUUAAGUGGUUAAAUCCACACCACCUACAGAGUAUUUGUUCCACUUGUAGAAAUAUAAUUUGUCCUGACCUGAAUUUCUAGUUUUAUCAUCCCUAUUAAUGCUAAAUACUGAAUGUUUUGGGACGAUGUUAUCCACAUCAUUGACUUCAUAUUACAGGUUUGUUUUAACUGCCUAUUCUGUCCAUUUUGGCUUUCCACCCCUUGUGUUGAAUGUAGUAAUGAGAGCAUUGAGUUUGUGUUCAAUGAUAUAUCCAAAUGUGUGGUAAAAGAGCAAGGUUGUUUAGUCACAGAAUAGAGGCAAAGUAUUCCAGUAUAUUUGUAGCCUAUACCAUUGAGUUGAUGAUGGGCAGAGUGCUAUUGCUAUGUAUUGUGAUCAAAUAUUCUCGUAUUCAAUUUGUGAUGUUUUCCCACUCAAAAAAAAUAACAAUUUAAGGAGCAACUGAGUCCUGAGUUGUCUUGUCACUGUAGUAAUAGAAACAAGUGAAAGAUUACUUGGAUAUCCUUCUCUCUUCAGAACCAUCUCUAUUUAGGACAAAUGUAAAUGGUUGUCUGUUUUUCAUUUUUAUUUAUAUUUACUCAAAAGAUUUUCAUUUGUAGUCCAUUUUUGACCAUUUGUCUUUUUUUCAAAGUGUUCCACGUUUGGUGUAUCUCACCAACAUUUUUUUUUUUUUUUUAUGCUCUGAAAUUUGGGUUUUAUAUGUAUUGUAGUAAACUGUUUUCAACAUUCAA
Oncorhynchus mykiss (rainbow trout) is the source of this 3860-nucleotide messenger RNA. NCBI's taxonomy places the organism in Eukaryota, Metazoa, Chordata, Actinopteri, Salmoniformes, Salmonidae. The record is from RefSeq and is a predicted model, not a curated record.